GUUGUGGGUUGGGAUGGCUUUCUCUAGCAUACGCACACUAUUUUAACACCAUUCCCUCUGUCUCAUCCUCUUCCCUGUACACGGUUCUGAUAGAUGGCUAGAUCUUUAAUGGGACCAUGGCUUUGGGCUCUCCCGGUUCUGCCACUGUGGUUCAUCGAGCAUGUCACUUCUCAACUCUGGAUCUGUGUCCAGAUCAGUAAAAUAAGAGACUUGGACUUAGUAGGUGACCUCUAGGUUUCCUUCCAGACUAUUAAUUCUGUGGUACUGUGUACUCAUUUAGGGCCCUUAUAGUUGAGUUUUGAGAUGGGGUCUUGCUCUGUCACCCAGGCUGGAGUGCAGUGGCAGAUCUCAGCUGACUGCAGCCGCCUCCCGUGUUCAAGCGAUUCUUGUGCCUCAGUCUCCCGAGUAGCUGGGAUUACAGGCGCGAUCCAGCAUGCCUGGCUAAUAUAUAUAUAUAUAUAUUUUUUUUUUUGCUAUUUUUGGUAGAGACAGGGUUUUACCAUGUUGCCCAGGCUGGUCUUGAACUCCUGGGCUCAAGUGAUCUCCCGCCUUGGCCUCCUAAAGUGCUGGGAUUACAGGCAUGAGCCACCACUCCCAGCCCAGCUCGUCUUCUGAAAACCCUUUAGGGAUGGAGAACUUGGGCCUUUCUUUUUUUUUUUUUUUUUUUUUGAGAUGGAGUCUCGCCCUGUCGCCCAGGCUGGAGUGCAGUGGCGUGAUAUCUCGGCUCACUGCAACCUCCACCUCCCGAGUUCAAGCAGUUCUCCUGCCUCAGCCUCCUGAGUAGCUGGGACUACAGGUGUGCCCCAUCGUGCCCAGCUAAUUUUUGUAUUUUUAGUUGAGAUGGGGUUUCACCAUGUUGGCCAGGCUGGUCUCGAACUCCUGACCUUGUGAUCCACCCGCCUCGGCCUUCCAAAGUGCUGUGAUUACAGGCGUGAGCCACCGUGCCUGGCCACCUUUCUUUAAUCCUAAAGCUGGAGGAUUGGGUUUUACCUGUCAGGGACAGAAGCAGAUGUUUAUUACAAUGAAAGCUACAGCAACUGAACUCGCAGUGCCAAGAUGCUGUAUUAUCCAAACAUGCUCAGCAGUCCUAUGUGGCUGAAAAAAGAUGAAGAGCAGAAGUCAUCUUGCCUGCAAGAUGGAGCUUUUCCUUUAGAGCAUCUCAAAGCAAGCCCUGUUGUUCUGCAGCCUGUCAGAGCAGGGCCAUUAAAGAACCUGCAGAAUCAGAACCAUCCUGCACCCCCUUUUCAAACUCCCCCCUUAAAUAGAAAAAAGUAGUGGGUGAGAAUGACAAAGCACGUUGCCCUGGAAAUCUCUUGGGUCCAAGUAGCUGUAUCCCUAACGAUGAUCCUACAGGAGCUUGCCUGACCCAGUCUCCAACACAGUCCUUUAUUUCUUACAGAUACAAGGAAUAGAGCAGCACUGCAUUGCCACCUCUAAAUUGCUCUCCCCUGAGAUGGGAGUAUCUCCUCUUUCAUCCAUGUCACAGCCCAAAGAGAAGAAGGGUGCACCCCUGUGAGAUGAGAAUGGCAUCUGUCUCUUUGAUCCAUCAGUUAUAUACUGAGGCAUCAAAGGUGGGAGAUGGAAUCAGGGAAUCAAAAGGGUUUAGGAAGUGUGAGGAUUGGCCAUCCUACCUUUAAGAGUUUGCAGUUCUCAUGAGGAAGGGGACAUUACUUACAAAUGAUUUAAAAAAUUCCUUAUGUGGCAGCUAUAUGCUUCUGUCCAGUGUUAACUGGCCCUUUUUAAUAGCCCUGGUAAUUCCCUUCAGUCUGAGGACAAAAUUUUACAAGAAGGAGGGUGGGGAGAUGUCUCUGGGAGCUGCUGGAGGGAAUGAAGCAAUACUACAUAUUCUUCACUUUCUUACAGGAUAGCAAAGUACUCCUCCAACCACCUACAGAUAAAAAGCAAUCUAGCCAUGCACGGUGGCUCACACCUGUAAUCCUAGCACUUUGGGAGGCCGAGGCAGGCGGAUCACCUGAGGUCAGGGGUUCGAGACCAGCCUGGCCAACAUGGUGAAACCCCAUCUGUACUAAAAAUACAAAAAUUACCUUGGCGUGGUGGUGGGCGCCUGUAAUCCCAGCUACUUAGGAGGCUGAGGCAGGAGAAUCGCUUGAACCUGGGAGGUUGCAGUGAGCCCGGAUCGCUUCAUUGCACUCCACCCUGGGCGACAAGAGCAAGACUCUGUCUCAAAAAAAAAAAAAAAAAAAAAAAAAAAGACAUCUAGUAUGGCUGAUAGGAGAGCUCUAUGAGUUCAAAUUAGUCUUUUUUUACCCUGUCUCAAAAAAAAAUGAAAAAUAAAAAUAAACUCCCCUUAAAUGUUAAAUGAGCAUGAACAGAAACUGUCCCUUCCUGAAUUCAGCCAUUAUUCACCUGUUCGCCUUAGAUGAAGAAUCAAGGAACAGCAGCUCUGGGGGGAUGGGAGGAGUUAGGGUCCGGCCCUGCCCCAGACCUCUCAGUGUCCAAUUUCUCUGUGUCAGCUGUGUUUCUCAGCUGUCCACUUUCCUCCAGCCCUGUCAUUUCAGCCCUGACACCAAGGCAGGAGGCUAGGAGGUCUACAAAUAGCGACUGGGUAGCUGGUGUGAACACAGGGGGUACUGGGGGGGCUUAGCCCCCAAGGAAGAGGACCAGUUUUUCCCCAGCACCACCAUCAAGGCCUCGGGGCUCCCAGCUCCCUCUACAGACUGUGGACUGACUUAGGGAAUCCCGAACGAUGACAGAAAAGGAGGUGCUGGAGUCCCCUAAGCCCUCCUUCCCAGCAGAGACUCGGCAAAGUGGGCUACAGCGGCUAAAGCAGUUACUCAGGAAGGGUUCUACAGGGACAAAGGAGAUGGAACUUCCCCCAGAGCCCCAGGCCAAUGGGGAGGCAGUGGGAGCUGGGGGUGGGCCCAUCUACUACAUCUAUGAGGAAGAGGAAGAGGAAGAAGAGGAGGAGGAGGAGCCACCCCCAGAACCUCCUAAGCUGGUCAACGAUAAGCCCCACAAAUUCAAAGAUCACUUCUUCAAGAAGCCAAAGUUCUGUGAUGUCUGUGCCCGGAUGAUUGUUCUCAACAACAAGUUUGGGCUUCGCUGUAAGAACUGCAAAACCAACAUCCAUGAACACUGUCAGUCCUAUGUGGAAAUGCAGAGAUGCUUCGGCAAGAUCCCACCUGGUUUCCAUCGGGCCUAUAGUUCCCCACUCUACAGCAACCAGCAGUACGCUUGUGUCAAAGAUCUCUCUGCUGCCAAUCGCAAUGAUCCUGUGUUUGAAACCCUGCGCACUGGGGUGAUCAUGGCAAACAAGGAACGGAAGAAGGGACAGGCAGAUAAGAAAAAUCCUCUAGCAGCCAUGAUGGAGGAGGAGCCAGAGUCGGCCAGACCAGAGGAAGGCAAACCCCAGGAUGGAAACCCUGAAGGGGAUAAGAAGGCUGAGAAGAAGACACCUGAUGACAAGCACAAGCAGCCUGGCUUCCAGCAGUCUCAUUACUUUGUGGCUCUCUAUCGGUUCAAAGCCCUGGAGAAGGACGAUCUGGAUUUCCCGCCAGGAGAGAAGAUCACAGUCAUUGAUGACUCCAAUGAAGAAUGGUGGCGGGGGAAAAUCGGGGAGAAGGUCGGAUUUUUCCCUCCAAACUUCAUCAUUCGGGUCCGGACUGGAGAACGUGUGCACCGCGUGACGAGAUCCUUCGUGGGGAACCGCGAGAUAGGGCAGAUCACUCUCAAGAAGGACCAGAUCGUGGUGCAGAAAGGAGACGAAGCGGGCGGCUACGUCAAGGUCUACACCGGCCGCAAGGUGGGGCUGUUUCCCACCGACUUUCUAGAGGAAAUUUAGGCGUGCGGGCGCCUGCAAGCGGGAGACACCCACACCCCAUUCUGGGCGGGCCCAGUGGAGUUUGGGGAGGGGGGCGAAAGCAACGGGACUGCUGGGAGAGGAGGGGUAGGAAGGCCCGCCUGAGCGCGACGGGGCUGCCGGGAAGGGACUGGUUCUCGCCCCCUACCCCAGCCUGGAGCCUCGGAUACCUGCUGCCCAGAGCAGCCCGGACCCGAAACCUUUCAGGCCCCGCUUGCAAGAGCUGGAAAAAAACGCGUAUCUACUAGGAGGAGCCAGGGACUGGGGCGGGGGGCGGGGGGCGGGGGCGAGGGAGGGCGAACUGUCGAAUGUUGCGAAUUUAUUAAACUUUUGACAAAACUUAGAAAAGUUGUUAUUUAACUGGGGUUGAGGAGAGGGCCUACGGAGGGGUGGAGAAUCCUCCCUAGCUGU
Messenger RNA from Gorilla gorilla gorilla (western lowland gorilla), 4231 nucleotides. It is a transcript of the gene STAC3, whose product is annotated as SH3 and cysteine rich domain 3. Gene Ontology annotation, molecular function: protein binding. NCBI's taxonomy places the organism in Eukaryota, Metazoa, Chordata, Mammalia, Primates, Hominidae. The coding region runs from base 2708 to 3802 and encodes 364 amino acids. Gene Ontology annotation, biological process: skeletal muscle contraction; positive regulation of voltage-gated calcium channel activity; positive regulation of protein localization to plasma membrane. The record is from RefSeq and is a predicted model, not a curated record. The transcript has 12 exons.